Molecule: messenger RNA, 815 nt
Organism: Mustela erminea (ermine)
Lineage: Eukaryota; Metazoa; Chordata; Mammalia; Carnivora; Mustelidae
Product: zinc finger protein 155-like
Exons: 5
Coding region: 326-565 (79 amino acids)
Biological process (GO): regulation of DNA-templated transcription
Source: RefSeq, a predicted model, not a curated record
CCCGCUGGGGCUUCUGGGAAGGGUGGUCCCCGAGCUGCGACAGGUCCACGCAUUUGCGCUGUGAGAGUGCGGACCCGGGGUCCUUGGAAACCUUCUGGGACCCACGGGGGAGUCAGCUAUGAGUUUCCCCCUCUAUCCACAAGCUGACCCUCCCAGUAAUCCUGUGACAGAAGCACUCUUGCUUUUGCAGCUGACGGAUUUGAGGCACAGGUUUGUUUAAAGUUCACACAGAGCAGCCAUCGGGGCAGGGCCUACGUCUCAUGGCCUCUCUCUGCCAGUUCGGCCUCCCCAGGACUCUGCCCUCUCCCUGAAGCAGCAUGAGAAAAUGACCAAGUUUCAGGAGGUGGUGACAUUCAAGGACGUGGCGGUGGUCUUCACCAGAGAGGAGCUUGGCCGGCUGGAUCCCGUCGAGAGGAAGCUGUACCAGGAUGUGAUGCUGGAAAACUUCAGGAACCUGCUCUCCGUGGGCUGUGAACCCUUCAGAUUAGAUACAUUACCGUUGGGGAGAGAAGAGAAACUUUGGAUGAUGGAUGCAGAAACCCCUGGGGGGUGGGCGUUCAGGUAAACCCGGCCCAAGAGGACAGCAGUAGUCAUUCCUGCUGGAUAUGAGCAGCGCAAAGCCCAAACCAAAUCAAACAAACAAAAAACCAGAAAAAUCCCUCUGCGAAUCUGGUGUCAUGAGUAGUGAGGGGAACGUCUCCCUGGUCUUCAGUUGUUUCUUUCCAUGUAUCCUUCUGCUGCGUGAGGCCGAAUGUGGUCAGGCAUGUUGGGUGCUCGCUCCGUCCAACUUGCUGCCUUGUUCUUACCUAUAAACC